AUGGAGGUGGAAAUUGCGGCGACUCAAGCUAACUUUGAAGCGGAUCCUUCGGCCGCCAAUAGGACUAUAAUCAACAAAUCUAUUGCCACCUACAUCCUUCUUCUCAAGAUGGAAGAAGAUUUCUGGCGGCAAAAAGCAGCUAUGAGAUGGCUUGCGGAGGGAGGAGACAAAAACACUAAAUUUUACCAAAGUUGGGUGAAGCAGAAAAGUGUCUGCCUUCGCAUCCACAAAAUCCAGGCGAACGGGCGAGAACUCAUAGAUGACUUGGAGAAUAAAAGCUCUGCAGUAGAAUUCUUCAAAGACCUCCUCGCUCCCGACGCCCCGGUCCUUGCCGAAAUGGAUCCAGAUCUGAUCCGGCCACUUCCCCAUUCGACUCGGCUUGAAACCCUAUCCGAUCCCCCCGAUGCGGAUGAAGUGAAGAGAGCGUCCAUUGGAGCGGAUGUUAUCGAGGCAGUUCAGCAGUUCUUCAACGGGGCUUUUCUUUCCCGUAGAAUUACGGCGACGAGCAUUGUCCUUAUUCCUAAGAAGGCCCUGCCGGAAACUUGGGCCGAUUACCACCCUAUCAGCUUUUGCAACGUGAGCAACAAAAUCAUUACCAAGAUCCUAACGGCAAGAACCACCCCCCUCCUCCCCUUGGUCAUUUCACCUAACCAAAGUGGCUUUGUGAAAGGUCAACUCCUCAAUGAUAAUGUCCUCCUUGCCCAGGAGAUGUUUCAUGAACUUUAUAGAUGUUGUCCAGCCCCUAAUGUGGCCAACAAAAUUGAUAUGGCGAAGGCAUAUGAACGUGUCCAAAGGUCGUUCUUGCUGCAAGUUCUUAGGCACAUGGGCUUUACGGAAGCUUGGCUUUCUCUUAUUGAACGGUCCAUUGGGUCAUGUUGGUUCUCGGUAUUGAUUAAUGGAGCUCCCUCGGGCUUCAUCAAAUCUACACGGGGGCUUAGGCAAGGCGACCCGAUAUCCCCGGCCCUCUUUGUGAUUGCAGCGGAAUACCUCUCGAAAGCCCUUGACAAGGUCAUUUUGGGCAAGAGAGAUAUGACAUUCAAGGCGGCUCGACGUUGUAUGGAAAUCAACCAUCUUGCUUAUGCCGAUGAUAUUAUCAUUUUCACACAGGCGGCAACACCCGCUCUGCGCCAACUUAGAACUUGCCUCACCAAUUAUGAGGCGGUCUCCGGUCAGCAAAUUAGCCUUGCCAAGAGAAACUUUUACAUCGCGGAGGAGCACGCGGGCUGGGCUACCACCAUCCAGCUCGAAGGAGGAUUCUCACUGGGCUCUUUCCCCUCUCUCUAUCUGGGCGUCCCUAUCUACCGUGGAGCUAAGCGCACAGAGAUGUUUAUGUUCCUUCAUGAAAAGAUUGCCAACAGGAUUUCUGGCUGGGCCCACCAUCACCUGUCCUUUGGGGAAAGGCUCACGCUCAUCAAGGGCACCCUCGAAGCGGUCCCGAUCCAUAUCUUCCACGCCAUUGAGCCAACGGUCAGCGCCCUUAAACAACUUGACCAGCUCAUGGCCUGCUUCUUUUGGGGGUCAACAAAUGAGAGGAAAAGGACCCAUUGGAUUAGCUGGGAUCAGAUCUGCCUUCCAACUGCCGAGGGAGGGCUUGGUAUACGGAAGUUCAAGGAGGUCCUCCGAGCCUUCACUAUCAAACUAUGGUAG
Salvia hispanica is the source of this 1647-nucleotide messenger RNA. The record is from RefSeq and is a predicted model, not a curated record. Lineage: Eukaryota; Viridiplantae; Streptophyta; Magnoliopsida; Lamiales; Lamiaceae.